This is a messenger RNA of Didymosphaeria variabile, 777 nucleotides long. RefSeq names its product structural constituent of ribosome (gene RPS0). Gene Ontology annotation, cellular component: cytosolic small ribosomal subunit; ribosome; 90S preribosome. The coding region runs from base 1 to 777 and encodes 258 amino acids. Gene Ontology annotation, biological process: ribosomal small subunit assembly; cytoplasmic translation. Gene Ontology annotation, molecular function: structural constituent of ribosome. The record is from RefSeq and is a predicted model, not a curated record. Lineage: Eukaryota; Fungi; Ascomycota; Dothideomycetes; Pleosporales; Didymosphaeriaceae. The transcript has 3 exons.
AUGGAGCCAUACCUAUGGAAGACGCGCCCUGACGGUAUCAAUGUCAUCAACAUUGGCAAGACUUGGGAGAAGAUCGUGCUCGCUGCUCGCAUCAUCGUCGCCAUUGACAACCCUGCCGAUGUCUGCGUUAUAUCUGCCCGUCCCUACGGCCAGCGUGCCGUCCUUAAGUUCGCUGCCCACACUGGUGCUGUCGCCAUUGCCGGUCGUUUCACCCCCGGUAACUUCACCAACUACAUCACCCGCUCUUUCCGCGAGCCGCGCUUGAUCAUUGUCACCGACCCCCGUACUGAUGCUCAGGCUAUCAAGGAGGCUUCCUACGUCAACAUUCCCGUCAUUUACGUCGAUGUUGCCAUCCCCACCAACAACAAGGGCCGUCACUCCAUCGGUCUCGUCUGGUGGAUGCUCGCCCGUGAGGUCCUCCGCCUCCGCGGCACCCUCGCCAACCGCGAGACUGAGUGGGAUAUCAUGACCGACUUGUACUUCUACCGCGACCCUGAGGCCGAGGAGAACAAGGACUCCGCCGGCGUUGAGGAGGCCAAGGUCCCCGGCGCUGACGAGGUCGGCACUGGCCCUGUCGAGGCUGGCUUCACCAGCGAGUGGGAGGUCUCCGGUGCCACCGCCGGCGCUGCUUUCACCUCGCAGGCUGCUGCCCCGGCUGGCGCUAGCUGGGAUGCUGAUGCCUCUGACUGGGCUGCCACCACCGGCGCUGCUCAGACUGGCAACGAGGGUUGGGGUGCUGAGGCUCCCGCCGCGGAGGGCGCCACCACCAACUGGUAG